Radiomyces spectabilis is the source of this 1218-nucleotide messenger RNA. RefSeq names its product transmembrane amino acid transporter protein-domain-containing protein. The record is from RefSeq and is a predicted model, not a curated record. The transcript has 5 exons. Gene Ontology annotation, cellular component: vacuolar membrane. Gene Ontology annotation, biological process: amino acid transmembrane transport. Gene Ontology annotation, molecular function: amino acid transmembrane transporter activity. Bases 1 to 1218 code for a protein of 405 amino acids. Lineage: Eukaryota; Fungi; Mucoromycota; Mucoromycetes; Mucorales; Radiomycetaceae.
AUGUCUGAUUUCGUAAUCCAACCCUAUUUUGCAGGUACUGGCGCACUGGGGAUCCCUCAUGCACUGAGUCGAUCCGGUUGGGUAGGUCUGUUCUUUCUAUUGUUGAGCGCAGCGAUGGCCCAAUUCACAAGUUGUCUUUUGAUCCGUUGUCUGUACCAUCCGUCGUACUCCCGACUGGAAAGUUUCAGCGAUAUUGGUUACGCUACAUUUGGACGUAUUGGAUGGAGUGUGAGCAUCGGGUUUUCUCAAGUAUUUCUGCUGUCGACAUCGAUACUGUAUGUGAUACUAGCAGGCGAUAACCUGCCAGUGCUGUUAUAUUCGUUUACGGGAGCACAGAUCGACCGGAAAGUCUGCAUUUGGAUUCUUGCUGCUGCCAUCGGGCUCCCGUUUGUGAUGGUGAGAAAUAUGCGUGAUGUUUCUUUCAUGAGUUGUUUCUCCUCCAUGGCAACCUUUUGUCUUUUGUUGAUCGUUACGGUAUCAUCCACCUCCGAUUUCAAAGAAACCGUUACUCACGCCCAUCAUGAUUGGGCAAUUCCUCGAAACAUUCCUAUCACGUUCAGUACCUUUACGUUCUCCUACUGCGGCAAUAUUAUCUUUCCUCACCUGGAAGCAUCCAUGCGCGAGCCCAACAGUUGGUCAAAAGUAAUGUUUGUCGCAACCUUUGUCAUUACGCUGAUCUAUGUGAUUAUGGGCUUCUUUUGCUAUCUUGUCUACGGAGAUGCGGCACUUGUACCGAUCUACAAGAACUUACCCACAGCGGCACAGAAUGUGGCAAUGAUAGUUGUCACCAUUCACGUCUUCCUCACUGUUCCUAUGUAUCUGUACGUCUUCACGAUGAGUGUGGAGUCCUGGAUCGGUCUGCUUCCACAUGAUCGUCAAAAAGCAGCGACAGCUUGUGAAUCGUCGUCAUUGUUGCGGUAUCCCACGCUGAUUCGCACGAUUGUAAGAAUCAUCGAAAUGGUCCUGUGCGCUACCGUGGCGGUUCUUGUUCCAUACUUUGGCGAAUUCACUAAUUUGAUAGGAACAUUGACGGGGGAGUUGCUUACCUUUGUCUUGCCCUGCAUGUUUUGGAUUAAACUUUCUUGGCACCAAGGAAACCAUUUCGAACGUACGGCUUGCAUUUUUGUGAUGCUGAUCGGGAUCUUUUGCGCCAUCUUUGGAUCGAUUGACGCUGUAACAGCUAUUGUCAAAACUUUGGAAUCACAUGGUGCGCAUUAA